Messenger RNA from Postia placenta MAD-698-R-SB12, 228 nucleotides. RefSeq lists its product as hypothetical. Gene Ontology annotation, cellular component: RNA polymerase III complex; RNA polymerase II, core complex; RNA polymerase I complex. The transcript is spliced from 4 exons. Gene Ontology annotation, biological process: transcription by RNA polymerase II; transcription by RNA polymerase I; tRNA transcription by RNA polymerase III. The coding region runs from base 1 to 228 and encodes 75 amino acids. Gene Ontology annotation, molecular function: DNA-directed RNA polymerase activity; DNA binding; zinc ion binding. The record is from RefSeq and is a predicted model, not a curated record. Lineage: Eukaryota; Fungi; Basidiomycota; Agaricomycetes; Polyporales; Adustoporiaceae.
AUGAUUAUUCCAGUGCGCUGUUUCUCCUGUGGAAAGGUCAUAGGCGACAAAUGGAAUGACUAUCUGGAGAUGUUGUCGAAGGACAUCAGCGAAGGUGAUGCACUGGAUCAGCUCCAGCUGAAGAGAUACUGCUGUCGACGGAUGGUUCUCACUCACGUCGACCUCAUCGAAAAACUGCUCCACUACAAUCCUUAUGAGCGGAAUAAAGACAAGAGCGCGUAUGCAUGA